UUGAGGAACAAACAUUCUCAGAAAACUUGACCAAAUUAUUGCCUGGUUGUCGUGGUUGGCACGUCUGGUCUCUGCCCUGUCUCCUGCCGGCUUCUCCUGAGCAUCAGCUGGGACAGACACCUCGUCGGGGCACUGGGCUCUAGAAGGUCAGGCUGCUUUGGACAUCACGAGGGCACCAAACGCGCUGGAAAUGUGACUUCAUCCGCCCCCACGGAGGAGGUGUGAAGCUUGAGCAGGGUUUGCUUUCCAGACAGAGCAACUUAAAAGUAGGAGGAGUCUGGCCAGAGCCGAAAGGUGGAAACUUGUGUAUCGGUGCUGGAUCUUCACCAGAAGAUGCUGUUUCUUCAAACAGGACUUUACUGGUUUCUUUUUUAAUGCGGAGAAGCAGCAUCAGGUGCUUUGUGCAAGUGCAGAGAACAGCGAGUGAUGUUUUUAAGGGCUGUGAGAUGAAAUUGUGUGUUCCUUCCUCUCUGGCAAAGACUCAAAGGAGCAGCGCCGUUGGCCUCUUCAGCUCCCCAAGAGCGCGCCGACGUCUGUGCGACCCAGCGGCCAGUCUUCUGCUCUUCUUCUGGACUGGGAGCACUGGGGAUGAGUGGGCUGGCUCCCGGCUGAACGUUGGGGUCAUCUCUGUAACCUCCGCCGCGUGAGAGGUUCACGCAGACGAAGCCUGCAAUGGUUAAUUUUGGCUCCCAGUUGCCCUGGGUGGUAUGUGAAGUAUUCUGUGGCCUCAUUGUUCCCUCCUUCCUCUGGAGCUCCUGCAGCGGUGGCCGAGCGCGGCGGCGCCUACGUGCGGGGCUCGGGGACCCGCCUCCGCUGGCAUUUCGGCCUGAAAAAGGGAAAUUUCACGCCUAACCUAAAAAGAUGUAUUUGCAGCCCACACGGGAGCCACUAAUGAAAGGGGCAGCAGAGGUUUUGGUGUGAGGUGUGCGGGACCAAACGGCCUGUGUCCCUGUCCCAGCUCGGGGACAGGCGAACUGCUUUGGGCAAAAAGAUACUUAGAUACAUAAAACAUGUAGCAAAAAUACACCUUGUAGAAAGACUCUGCUGCAGCAGCCGGGUUUGAUUUCUUCCCUGCGGGAGAACCUCUUAAAAUAUUUCCCAAAAUGUUGGGAGAUUGGAGCCUUGCACUUUGUUUUAGGAGAACUUGCUGCUCCCAGAUUUGAGCGGACAAAAAGACCUCGAGUGGUUCAGGAGCGGAGCCACAUCACUGUGAUAAUUCAGAGCAGGCCAUUGCUUAACUCUCCCUGUCCCUCUCCUGACUCUUUAGGGUAAUAAAUUUAUUUGCAAAUGACUUAAUGAAAUCCGAUGGGACUGUUUGAGACAGUAAAUCUUGCUUUUCCCAGCAAGUGGAUCGAGGGGCGUAUGGGGAUCAGAGCUGGAUUUCCUUCCCCAGCCCUGGGUCACGUUGGCUCCUGGAAUGAGUUUGUGGGAUGAAUAAAACGUAAUUGACAGGUUCCUUGCAAAACAACCUGGCUGUGUUGCACAACAGGAGUGUCAAAGGCAGAGGAGGAGGCUGCUGCGCAGUCGGAAGGCAGCAGAACUGCUUUGAUGGAGCUUGGUAAUUAGUAUUUACUAUCACCUGGUGGCCCACGGCCGCAUGGCCGAGAAGGAGGCCCGGAGGAAGUUCAAGCAGAUCGUGGCUGCUGUCAACUUCUGUCACUGUCGUAACAUCGUCCACAGAGAUCUGAAGGCAGAAAACCUGCUUCUGGAUGCGAACCUGAACAUCAAAAUAGCAGAUUUUGGCUUCAGCAACAUCUUCACGCCUGGUCAGCUGCUGAAAACCUGGUGCGGGAGCCCUCCCUACGCCGCUCCCGAGCUCUUUGAGGGAAAGGAGUACGAUGGGCCAAAGGUUGACAUCUGGAGUCUCGGCGUGGUGCUGUACGUGCUGGUGUGCGGCGCCCUGCCCUUCGACGGGAGCACGCUGCAGAACCUGCGCGCCCGGGUGCUCAGCGGCAAGUUCCGCAUCCCCUUCUUCAUGUCCACAGAAUGUGAACAUCUCAUCCGGCACAUGCUGGUCCUGGACCCCAGCAAGAGGCUCUCCAUGGAGCAGAUCUGCAAACACAAGUGGAUGAAGCUCGGGGAGGCUGACGCCGAGUUCGACAGGCUCAUCGCCGAGUGCCAGCACCUGAAGACAGAGAGGCAGAUGGAGCCGCUGAACGAGGACGUGCUGCUGGCCAUGGCCGACAUGGGGCUGGACAAGGAGCGCACCAUCCAGUCGUUAAGAGCCGACGCUUACGAUCACUACAGCGCAAUCUACAGCCUGCUCUGCGACCGCCUCAAGAGGCACAAGAACCUGCGCAUCGCGGCGUCUCCCAGCAUCCCACGCACCAUGACCUUCCCCACCUCUGCCAACAUCCAGCAGACGGAACAGACGGGCAACACCAUGAGCAUCAACGUGCCACAAGUCCAGCUCAUCAACCCUGAGAACCAGAUUGUGGAGACCGACGGAACCAUGAACUUGGACAGUGACGAAGGGGAGGAGCCGUCGCCCGAAGCUCUGGUCCGUUACCUCUCCAUGAGGAGGCACACAGUCGGAGUGGCCGACCCACGGACGGAAGUCAUGGAAGACCUGCAGAAGCUGCUGCCUGGCUUCCCCCGUGUCACCCCUCAGGCUCCCUUCCUGCAGGUGACCCCCAAUGUGAACUUCAUGCACAACGUGCUGCCUCGGCAGAACCUGCAGCCCACGGGGCAGCUGGAGUACAAGGAGCAGUCCCUGCUGCAGCCCCCCACGCUGCAGCUGCUGAACGGCAUGGGCCCCCUGGGCCGCAGGGCGUCGGAUGGCGGAGCCAACAUCCAGCUCCACGCGCAGCAGCUGCUCAAACGUCCUCGAGGGCCGUCUCCGCUCGUCACUAUGACGCCAGCUGUCCCAGCGGUCACCCCUGUGGACGAGGAGAGCUCCGACGGGGAGCCGGAUCAGGAAGCUGUGCAGAGAUACUUGGCAAAUAGGUCAAAAAGGCACACUCUGGCAAUGACCAACCCUACAGCUGAAAUCCCUCCAGACUUGCAGAGGCAGCUAGGACAGCAGUCCUUCCGACCCCGGGCUUGGGCUCCACACCUGGUCCCCGAUCAGCACCGUUCUAUUUACAAGGACUCAAACACUCUGCACCUCCCCACCGAACGCUUCUCCCCGGUUCGGCGCUUCUCGGACGGUGCUGCCAGCAUCCAGGCUUUCAAAGCCCACCUGGAGAAGAUGGGCAAUAACAGUAGCAUCAAACAGCUCCAGCAGGAGUGCGAGCAGCUCCAGAAGAUGUACGGGGGGCACAUGGACGAGAGGACGCUGGAGAAGACGCAGCAGCAGCACAUGCUGUACCAGCAGGAGCAGCACCAUCAGAUUCUCCAUCAGCAGAUUCAGGAUUGUAUCCGGCCGCCCCAGCCAUCUCCACCCUUGCAAGCUCCGUGUGAAAACCAGCCAGCUCUGCUCACUCACCAGCUUCAGAGGUUACGGAUCCAGCCGUCCAGCCCGCCCCCGAACCACCCCAACAACCACCUCUUCAGGCAACCCAACAGCAGCCCCCCUCCCGUGAGCAGCAGCGUGCUCCAGCCCCACGGUGCCACCUCCCAGUCCCAGUUCCAAGGGAUGCCGUCCCACAGCACCAUCUUCCCGCAGUCCGGUAACUGUUCCCCUCCCCCGGCCAUGGGGCUGACGUGCCUGGGCCUGCAGCAGCAGUCGCAGCCUCAGCAGGUCACCAUCCAAGUGCAGGAGCCCGGCGACAUGGUGGGCAACAACCUCCUGCCGGGGCCCUCGGUGGGCGGGCAGGGCAUGUCGUCCCACGGGCGGGCCAUGCCCCUCAGCCCCGGCGCCAACCAGCUCCAGAUGCAGCACCGCGCCAGCCUGAUGGCCUCCCUCACCUACGGCCACAGGCAGCUCUCCAAGCAGCUCAGCGCCGACAGCGCCGAGUCCCACAGCCUGAACGUGAGCAGGUACCCCCCCGGCAACUACGACCAGGUGCACUUACACCCCCACCUGUUCCCGGAGCAGCCUCGCGUUUCCCCCAGCAACUACAGCCCGUCGGGAGGAGUUGGGUUUCCUCCAGCUCAGCAAGCUCUGAAAGUCCCCCAGCUCGACCAGUAUCCCAGUUUCCCUCAAAAUGCACAUCAGCAACAGCAGCAGCACUACACCGCGUCAGCACUACAGCAAGCACUGUUGUCCCCGACGCCCCCCGACUACAGCCGACACCAGCAGGUACCGCACAUCCUCCAGGGACUGCUCUCCCCCCGGCACUCGCUCACGGGGCACACGGACAUGCGCCUGCCCCAGGCGGAAUUUGCACAGCUCAUCAAGCGGCGGCAGCAGCAGCAGCAGCAGCAGCAGCAGCAGCAAGACUUCCAAGAGUUGUUCAGGCACAUGAGUCAAGGGGAUGCUGGGAAUAUGGGCGCCAGCGUGGGACAGAGCCUCUCGGAGCGCCAGUCCUUGUCUUUGCCUUACCAGAGCGCCGACACCUACCACCCGCAGAGCAGCCCCCAGCACCUCUUAAAAAUCAGGGCGCAAGAAUGUAUCCAGCCGGUUGCCGGUGCGGUGCCGCCGCACGGAUACGUACACCAGCCCGCCCUGUUCCAUUCGGAGAGCAUGGAGGAGGACUGCGCCUGCGAGGGGGCCAGGGACAGCUUUCCGGACAGUAAGAGUUCAAACACGUUGACCAAAGGUUGCCAGGAGACCCCUCUGCUGGGAAACGCGGGAGGGCACGGGGACCCAGACCCUUUGCUGGGAACUGCCAGCCCCGCGCAGGAGCUGGGGACGCACCAGUACAGGCACCCGCCCGCGCCCGGAUUCAGUAGGAAUAAGGUGCCCAGCAGAGAGUCCAUCGUGGGGAACUGUCUGGACAGGAGCUCCCCCGGCCAAGCCAUGCAGGUGCCUGACCACAACGGCCUGGGCUACCCCGCGCGCCCCGCCUCCAGCGAGCACCCGCGGCCCCGGAGCCUGCAGAGACAUCACACCAUCCAGAACAGCGAUGAUGCCUACGUGCAGUUGGACAACUUGCCUGGCAUGAGUUUAAUGGCAGGAAAAGCACUAAGCUCCGCUCGGAUGUCGGACGCCGUCCUCAGCCAGUCCUCGCUGAUGGCCAGUCAGCAGCUGCGCGACAGGGACGGCGAGGGUGAGGAGUGCGGGGAGAGUUUGGAAGGUCAAGAGCAUCCCAACCUUGGUGAUGGCAACCAGCAUCUAAACACCUCCUGUUACCCGUCGACGUGCAUUACGGACGUCCUGCUGAGCUACAAGCACCCGGAGGUGCCCUUUGGGAUGGAGCAGGCCGGGGUGUAACCAGGAGGGAGUUUUCUGUACAGCUUUGAAACGAAAAGGUCCAUUUUAAACCAACAGUAUCUAGCAGCAUUGCGCCAAAUUGCCGUAGUAUUUCUGACUAACUGGAAUACCAUGGCCCCUUUCCUCGUAAUCAGUCCAUCCAGUGUGUCCUUCCUUUGGUUUCUUUCAUGUUGUUUUUUUUUGCCACGUUUGCCUGUAACUCCAGCUACCACGGAAAUAACCAGAGACCCUGAGUCCUGACACGGCGGCGGAGGAUUCACGGAGCCCGAGCACUGAGGCUGGUUUGGGAGGGCUUUGACUGGCCGGGGCCGGGUGGCCCCCGGGGGCCAUCGUGGCCACCCCAGGGCGAGCGGAUGGGGCUGCGACCUCCCUGGAGGGGAGAGGAGCCGGGAAUGGGGGGGUCCGACGGGAUCCCCGGGCAGCUGGAGGCCAUGCUGUCCCUCCACUCUGCAACCCUUUGCACUGGGGGGGGGCCCAGCGUGACCCCCCGCCGGGGGGCGAGGACGGUGCCAGCCCCACAUCCCCCUCCCUGGGGCAUGGCCACCCCUGGUGCAAUACGCUUUCCUCUCACCUCUGUCUGCUUUCCCCCCUCCUGUGCUGAGAGGAUCCCUCUUCCCCCCCCCUCACCUUUUCUUUGCAAAUCCGCAUCCGACUGGGGUUGUUUUUUUUCCUUUUCCUGGCUUAACGUAGGGAAGACAGAUUUCUUUUGUGUUGGGUUUUUUUUUGUUUUUUUUUUCUUUGUUUUCUGAGCUUCUCCUCCUGAUCAUGUAGGAAUUGG
Messenger RNA from Calidris pugnax (ruff), 6035 nucleotides. RefSeq names its product SIK family kinase 3 (gene SIK3). The transcript has 23 exons. Bases 1598 to 5257 code for a protein of 1219 amino acids. Lineage: Eukaryota; Metazoa; Chordata; Aves; Charadriiformes; Scolopacidae. The record is from RefSeq and is a predicted model, not a curated record. Gene Ontology annotation, biological process: microtubule cytoskeleton organization; protein phosphorylation; intracellular signal transduction. Gene Ontology annotation, molecular function: protein serine/threonine kinase activity; ATP binding; tau-protein kinase activity. Gene Ontology annotation, cellular component: cytoplasm.